Messenger RNA from Drosophila kikkawai, 1083 nucleotides. Its product is annotated as phenoloxidase-activating factor 2-like. Lineage: Eukaryota; Metazoa; Arthropoda; Insecta; Diptera; Drosophilidae. The record is from RefSeq and is a predicted model, not a curated record. Gene Ontology annotation, biological process: proteolysis. Gene Ontology annotation, molecular function: serine-type endopeptidase activity.
AUGGCUCGUCAGUGGAUCGUAUCAGCUCUUAUUUUGGGCUCUAUUCUUUUUGUCCAAGCCAGCCUACCUCCAAGUCGGUGCGUUCCUGAGGAUCUUUGCUCCGAAGAGGUGUUGUUUGAAUGCACCCACGAUAACCGUUUAUCACGCGCAUGUACGAUCAUUAACGAUUUCUGUCAAGAAAUAAAAGAGCCUGAAAAGAAAAAUGAGAAAUUUGUCCAGCCCAUGACAACCAAAAAGCCUGGUUAUGGUUCUUUAAGUAAAAAUCCCCUCGACCUGUGCGGCCGGAGCAAUCCGAAUGGUCUGUACGAAAACAUGGAAGUAUGUGAAGGUCAGGCGUAUCCUGGGGAAUUCCCAUGGACUAUCGCUGUCUUCAUUAACGGCACAUUCAUAGGCGGCGGUACCAUAAUUGCCCCAGGAGUUGUGCUCACUUCUGCUCACAAGGUGCGCCACGUAUCCGAGGCCGACAUUGUGGUCAGAGCUGGAGAGUGGGACCUUUCCACCACUGACGAAGAGUUCUCCUACGAGGAGAGCAGAGUGAAGAAGAUAGCGCGCCAUGAAGAAUUUAAUUACCGAACUGGAGCCAAUAACUUGGCGCUUCUCUUCCUGGAGACACCGUUCGAAAUUAAAGACCAUAUCCGGACCAUCUGCUUGCCCAAAGAGGUAAAGUCCCUUGCGGGAAAACGAUGCAUGGUUGCCGGAUGGGGAAGGCAGACGUACACUGAGGCGCAUAACUCGGACAUCCUGAAGAAAAUCGACUUGCCCAUGGUAAGCCGUGACACCUGCCAGAGACAGUUGAGGAAAACCGUUAUGGGGCGCUCUUACUCCCUGGCUCCUAGCUUAAUUUGUGCCGGCGGCGAGCUCGACAAGGAUGCUUGCCUGGGAGACGGCGGAUCAGCCCUGUUCUGUGCUCUCGAAGAUGGUUCGGAUCGCUACGAGCAGGUGGGCAUCGUCAACUGGGGCAUUCAGUGCGGCAAGAAAGACGUCCCAGCAACGUACACAAAUGUGGCCAUGUUCAAGGAGUGGAUUGAUUCGAAAGUGGCAGAAAAUAGCAUUUCACUCCUAACCGACGGGACAGUACAUUAA